GAACCACAGAUCUGUUGGUGCAUAGACAGAGGAACCAGAGCAGCCUGUGCGUGGAUCAGAAAAAAGCCUCCACUUUAAAAGCAUCCACGCACACACAGCUGGACUGACCCGGCCUGUGCGGGGCAGUGGGUCUGGGUCUGGGGCAGUGGGUGUGGGGCAGUGGCGGCUCCGUGGCCUGGUGUGAGCCGGAGGAUCAGCUGCAGACUAACCGAAGCCUUCGAGAUGCUCCGAGCCCUCUGGAGCUGCACAACAACACCGUCACCGAUACCGGCCCGGGGACCCAGCUAUGCUUUUCAGACGGAGAGCCAGAAUGUUGCGAUGGCUGGUGUGUGGGCGGUUGGGUCCAGUUUGGAUGUGGAAAGCACUGCUGCUCUUUGUGGCCAUUGCUUUUGCUGGACAGCUGCUGGGAGUCAUCUUCAACAAGAGCAGUGUCCAGCCUUCCACUCGGUCCAUUUUCUCCUCCCCUGAUGCCCAAGGGCCCUCGCUGGGCUCAUGCCAGCCCCACACCCACAUCAUGUUCUUAAAGACCCACAAGACCGCCAGCAGCACCGUGCUCAACAUGCUGUAUCGCUUCGGAGAAGAGCGUGAUCUCCACUUCGCUCUUCCGCUGGGCUACCAGUUGGGCUACCCCCUGCCUUUCAACGCCCACAGGGUCAAAGGUUACAGAGGUCCGAGGGUCGUGGAGUUCCACUUAAUGGGCAACCACAUGAGAUUUAAUAAACCUGAGGUGGAAAAGGUCAUGCCUGCAGACACCUUCUACUUUUCCAUCAUCAGGGACCCGGUCGCUCUAGCAGAGUCCUCCUUUGCUUACUAUAAAGAAGUAGCACCUGCCUUUCGAAAAGCAAAAGGCUUGGGUGAUUUUGCAGAUGACCCCAGGAAAUACUACGACCCUCGUCUGCGGAACAAUCACUAUGCCCGUAACCUGCUGUGGUUCGAUUUUGGGAUGGACCACAAUGCUAACUACUCUGUGGCACUAGUGCAGCACGGGGAGGCCAUGGUCCGUCAAGCCUUCAAGCUGAUCCUAGUGUCCGAAUACUUUGACCAGUCAAUGAUCCUGUUGCGGCAUGCCCUUUGCUGGCCACUGGAUGCAGUCGUCUCUUUCAGCCUCAACGCGAGGCAGCAGAAGACGAGCAGCAUGGGGGGCAUGAGUGUGAGCUGGGUGGGAAAAGCAGCUGCGGCGGCGGCGGCUGGCGUUGGCGUCAGAAGUGCACGUUUACAGGCAAAGAUGCUGCCCAAUCUGUCCUUAACUGAGGAACAGCGGGAGAAGCUGCGAGAGUGGAACGCCUUAGAUUGGUCUUUAUACAAAGCCUUCAACAAGACUUUCUGGGAGGAAAUUGCUAGGUUCGGUCACGCCCGGAUGGAGCAGGAAGUUGGUCUUCUCAGGAUGCGCCGUGACGAACUGGCCCGGGUUUGUCUGAGGGACGGUGGGAAGCCUGUGGAAGCCCACCGCAUUCGGGAUAAAGCCAUCCGGCCAUUCCAGAGCGGAUUAGUGAAGAUUCUUGGGUACGAACUUCAACCGGGACUGGACAAUGCCACCAGGACAGCCUGUUUAAGAAUGAUAAGGCCUGAGAUUCAGUACAAAGAUCUACUGGAUGCCAAACAGUUCCCUAGGGCUCCACCACUCCAAGCUCUGCCAGCACAUCAAGCCCAGGGGAUGCUGAUGAUAGCUGGAGGCUCUUUAGUAAGACCAGACUCAUCAAGGACAGGUGAGAGGCCAGUUGUCCCAGAGGUAGGGGGGAGGACAGCUGAGGAGGGGGACAGAGAUUGGAAUAGAAACAUUUUAAAACGGAACAACCAGACUUUGAUACAAGAAGAAAAAGAAAGGUUGAGAUAGUGUGAGGUGAGUCAAUGAAAUCUGCGAGAAGAUGGACUACUGCAAAUGAAAACUGGUUUACUUAAAGGAAAAACAAAAGGUACUCCUUUGCACUUCCACUUUUUGUUUGUUUGCUUUUUGUCUUAAAAACAUUCUGGUUACGUAAUCCUCAUGGACUUGACUUUUAACAUUUGAGCAUAUACAAUGCUUUUGUGGCUGCCAUAACAAGCUCAAGGAAGAUUGGAGGUUUGGAUUCAAAAGGACCAUGCUCUCACUUUAAAAAACAGUAAUUAUCACUGUCAGAUAUCACAGUAAACACACAGGCCUGUUUUAUUCUCUGUCCAUAUCAAGAUGAAAAUGUUUAGAUCGUAGAAUUUCAUUAUUUCGGGUCACGUACAGUUGCCUGGCCUGUAGUCCUCUCCUCUCUCUAGCUGGUACAUUGACGUCUCAACAGAGCUAAGCUUCAGUUUAUCUGAAAGUUUUAUCAUGUUAUUAUGGUACAAUUUUUUUAAAAUCAAGUUAUCAUGAUAAAAAAUUAAAUCAGUUUGAUUAGCAAUUUAAAUGAUCACAUAAAUGUCCAAUGUGUUACCUCCUUAAUUUAAAAAAAAAAAAAAAAAAAAAAAGUUUACUGUCUGAGUUCUUUACCACGGUACUGGCUUGUAUCUACAUUUGGUCCCCAGGCGGAUCAAAUACAGAAGUUGAGUUUCCCAAUAAAGUGAAUUA
Molecule: messenger RNA, 2536 nt
Organism: Sphaeramia orbicularis (orbiculate cardinalfish)
Lineage: Eukaryota; Metazoa; Chordata; Actinopteri; Kurtiformes; Apogonidae
Gene: gal3st4
Product: galactose-3-O-sulfotransferase 4
Exons: 4
Coding region: 287-1834 (515 amino acids)
Biological process (GO): glycolipid biosynthetic process
Cellular component (GO): membrane
Molecular function (GO): galactosylceramide sulfotransferase activity
Source: RefSeq, a predicted model, not a curated record